This is a messenger RNA of Mangifera indica (mango), 1253 nucleotides long. RefSeq lists its product as uncharacterized. The record is from RefSeq and is a predicted model, not a curated record. NCBI's taxonomy places the organism in Eukaryota, Viridiplantae, Streptophyta, Magnoliopsida, Sapindales, Anacardiaceae. The coding region runs from base 263 to 1093 and encodes 276 amino acids. The transcript is spliced from 7 exons.
UCAUUUGGCUAAUACUCAAACUUAAAGAAGAUAUUCUCGAGUACAUGUUGUAAAACAUGUGGCAAUGGUUUUUUACGUAAAAAGGAUACUUUUUUCUUUAUAAUUUUCUUUCUUCCACUUCAAAAACUACUCUUUCUUCUUUCCUUCAAUCUCUUCCAUCUCUAAAUUCUUGCAUGCAAGCGACUGAAAUAAUCCCUCCACUUAAGCAUUUCUCUUCAAAGUUAAACGGCCCAACUCUUUUCCUUGGGUUUUGUUUCCAUUUAUGGCUCAAUUCACAGCGCAAGGUCGUUUAAAGUUGCUUUUCAAUAGUGAUGGAGCAUCCUUUGGUGUGGAAACAAGAGACCCUUUUAACUACAAGCUUGGAACUUUACGGUCUAUUCAAGCUCACAACAGAGGGCUCAGGUUUAUUAAGUCUACCACGAGAGUUUACUCUUCUGUCAAUGAGAAGAAAUCGAGACAAUUCAAUGCGGAGGCAAUUCUUAAUGUGAGUGAUGAAGGGAUUCAUGAUGAAAGUGAAGAGUAUGAUAGUGAUCUUGAGACUGAUGACUUGGCUUGUUUUAGAGGCCUAGUUUUGGAUAUCUCUUACAGGCCAGUCAAUGUCGUCUGUUGGAGGCGUGCUAUUUGUUUGGAGUUCAUGGAGAAGGCUGAUGUUCUGGAAUACUAUGAUCAGACUGUAAACUCCCCGAGUGGAUCCUUCUACAUACCAGCUGUGUUAAGGGUUCCACAUCUACUGCAGGUUGUUAAGAGAAGAAGAAUCAAAAGCAGCCUUAGUCGUAAAAACAUACUAUAUCGAGACAACUACACAUGCCAAUAUUGUUCUGCACGCGGGAACUUAACUAUUGAUCAUGUUCUGCCCAUAGCGCGAGGAGGAGAAUGGAAAUGGGAAAAUCUGGUUACUGCUUGUGCUAAAUGCAAUUCAAAAAAAGGUGUUAAAACUUUAGAGGAAGCAAAUAUGAAACUCCUUAAAGUCCCCAAGGUACCGAAGGACUAUGACAUACUUGCCAUACCCUUAACAAGUGCGGCAAUAAAAAUGCUCAAGAUAAGAAAGGGGACUCCACAAGAAUGGCGCCAAUAUUUACCAAACGAGUCAUGACAUCCAUCAUUUGGGGCCAUUAUUGCACAUUCCUAUACUUCGUACAUACUAUAUCAAAGUCUUCUUGAUGGGGCUCGAAAAUUCAUGCAUCUUAUAGUCCUUGUAAUGCCUUAACUUGUCCAAAUGCUUAAUUUGAAAUAAAAUGGUAGAUACUUACCUA